AUGCUGCUCCUCGACUACCAGAAUGUCCUCAUCGAGAGCCUGCUGCGGGACCGGUUUGCGCCUGAUGCAGCGCCCUCUUCAAUCGAUCAAGUAGUCUCAGACUUCGACAACGUAACCUUCCACAUCUCCACACCAAACACCAAGACCCAAAUCGUCGUCAGCAUAUCGGUCAAAUGCUACCCGGAACUUCUCAAGUACGGCGCUCAACAGGUGCUCGAGCGCGAGUAUGGCCCUUAUAUCAUUGAGCCAGAGCAAGGGUACGACUUCAGCGUGCAAGUGGAUCUGGAGAAUCUGCCCGGAUCGCAAGAAGAGCGGGAUGAUCUGGUCAAACGGAUCAGCUUGAUGAAGCGCAAUGCAAUGGCAGCCCCUUUCGAACAGGCUUUCCAGGAGUACGGCCAACUGGCAGAGCAGAUGCGUGGCUUGUCAAUCGAGACUGCACCGCAGGGUGUGAAGGAGGGUGGAGAGGUGCGGGCGAUCCACUACCGGGAUGAGGAAGCGAUCUAUAUCAAGGCCAGCCACGACCGAGUGACGGUGAUCUUCUCGACAGUGUUCAGGGAAGAGACCGAUAGAGUGUUUGGGAAGAUCUUCUUGCAGGAGUUCGUGGAUGCGAGGAGAAGAGCGAUACAGAACGCACCACAGGUCAUGUUCCGAAACGACCCGCCGCUUGAGUUGCAAGGCCAGCCUGGGCUUCAGCAAGGGAAGGGCGAGAUUGGAUACAUCACGUUUGUACUCUUCCCUCGCCACCUGACGCCUCAACGGCAACCCGACGUCAUCUCUCACAUUCAGACCUUCCGCGACUACUUCCACUACCACAUCAAGGCGAGCAAAGCGUACAUCCACUCACGCAUGCGAAGACGGACAGCGGACUUCCUGCAAGUGCUGCGAAGAGCACGGCCAGAGGCGGAGGAAAAGGAGAGGAAGACAGCAAGUGGGCGGACGUUUAGGGUGCAAGGUUGA
Messenger RNA from Saxophila tyrrhenica, 957 nucleotides. RefSeq names its product Arp complex subunit (gene ARC35). The record is from RefSeq and is a predicted model, not a curated record. Lineage: Eukaryota; Fungi; Ascomycota; Dothideomycetes; Mycosphaerellales; Extremaceae. The transcript has 3 exons. The coding region runs from base 1 to 957 and encodes 318 amino acids. Gene Ontology annotation, molecular function: actin filament binding; structural constituent of cytoskeleton. Gene Ontology annotation, biological process: Arp2/3 complex-mediated actin nucleation; actin filament polymerization. Gene Ontology annotation, cellular component: Arp2/3 protein complex; actin cytoskeleton.